AUGUCGUCGAACCGGGCACCGAUCGCGGCGGCCAGAACACCCACCGAGAAGCCUAACCUUCGCAGGCCGAUCGCCUGCGUCGAAUGUCAGCGCCGCAAAACCAAAUGCGACCACCAGAAUCCUUGUACAAAUUGUAUUCGCCUGAAAGUGCAUUGCACGCCAGCCGUCCCGCAAGCGCGACGCAGGCACAGAAGAUUCCCUGAGAGAGUGCUUCUAGAGAGGUUAAGGCAUUACGAGGGUUUGUUGGCGAAAGGUAAGAUCGCUUUCAAGCCUCUCGCGGAUGAGGGAGCGAUGGACGUGGAGGGACAAUCCGUCUAUGGCGAGGGUGAGGGCCUUGAGGACAGCGAGUCCCAUGCCGAGGGCAAUUGGGAUAUCAAACACACGCCCGAGUCGCUUGACGCUGUCGAAAGUGGAGGUGGAGACCUAGAUCGCGAUCGUGAAAGUGCUAGUCGACAUGCCGACGAUAUUACGCAUGUACCAACACUCCAAAAGGCGCUCGAUCAAGUAUAUGAUGGCCAGACCAGGAAGCUUCUCUUCUGCGAGCCCGCCCCGACCUCACUUUUAAACAUAACUGCGCUUCACCCAGCUCCUGGGCAAAUCUUCCAGCUAUGGCAGAUGUAUCUCGACAAUGUCGACCCGCUCCUCAAGGUGACACAUACCCCUACGAUGCAGAGCCGGAUCAUCAACGUCAUGACGAACUUGACCGCCGCUGAACCAGUCAUGCAUGCGAUAUUGUUUGCAAUAUACUGCGUUGCUGUGACCAGCCUCAGCAACGAGGACUGUGUCCUCCGGUGCGGUUCGCCGAAGAAGGAACUCUUGGCUACCUAUCAACAGGCUUAUCAGCAAGCGAUUUGGCGGUGCCAUUUUAUGCGGACGAACGAUCGUGAUACCUUGACAGCUGUGCUUUUAUACCUGAUCUCGAUCAAGAGUGAUGUCGAUCGUCGUCCACUUUCCACGUUCCUUGGUAGUGUUGUUCGUAUUGCUCAGCGCAUUGGAAUCGACAGCGAAACCCAAAAUGCCAAGUGCAAUGCCUUCGAAGCUGAGAUGCGAAGACGAUUAUGGUGGGCGAUUGUGCUCUUUGAUAGAAGGUUAUGCGAAGCCUCGCACGACCUCAGGAUGUCAGCACUGACACCGACCUGGACUUGUCAGCUUCCUGCCAACCUUAGUGAUUUUGAUCUCCGCCCGGGGAUGAAGACGCUACCACAAGCUCACGAGCGACCUACCGAAGCUCUGCAUAUUCUGGUCCGGAGCACUAUUGGCCAGUGGCUACGUUACAACGCUUCUCAGAUUGACUUCGUGAAUCCCCUUCUGCAGCCACUCGCGAGCAGCGUGGCCACGGAGCCGGCAGAAGCCCGUGAUGAGUUUGCGGUGCUCGAGAAGCUCAUCGCCGCCAAGUUUGGCAGUGAAUCUAAUCUGGACGAUCCGCUCCACUAUGCCACCAUGUGGUCAGCACGGAGUGCGGUGGCAAGCGCCAAGCUUCGAAAGCAUUGCUGGAUCAUUUUGAGAUCAGAUGGGCGCCGAAUGGAGGUCCAGCGGGACGCCGCGAUGUCGCAUGCGCUGACUAUCGUCGAGUGCGAAGCAAAGCUUGUCAACUCGUCGAUGGCCGAGAGAUUCCACUGGUACGUUGGACAAUUCCCCUUUGCGGCAUAUAUACAUGUCGUCCAGGACCUGAAGAUCCGACCAAAGCAGCGACAAGCGGAGCAUGCCUGGAGUGUACUGAACGACGACUUCAUGAGCCGAUUUGGAGGAGUUAAAAUAAGCGGCCAUCCUGUAUUCACCUUGCUUGCCAAAACAAUCGUGCAGGCAUGGGAGGCAUGGAGACUUAGCACGUCUUCUAGUGAUGAAAGGCUCGCUGUCCUGCCCAUGAUUGAGGAGAUGCGUAAGAUUGCUGAGUCGGGCGUGCCACCGGCAGCUUUGAACCCUCUGAUGGAGUCUCCAGGCGGCGGAAGUGACAAUCCUUUGUAUGACGUUGGCUUGGAGGAAUUUCUGCCGUUGCCCGCUGACUACUAUGGGGGAGACGCUAGUGGAGUUCAUGAUAUGAGCUGGCCUGAUGCCGUUGGGACCACCGCAAACGACAUGGAUUGGCUCGGAUUCGGUGGGCCAGACCAGAGAUAUGGCUUUGCUGGUGUCGGUUCGUCUUAG
This is a messenger RNA of Recurvomyces mirabilis, 2142 nucleotides long. RefSeq lists its product as uncharacterized. Gene Ontology annotation, biological process: DNA-templated transcription; regulation of DNA-templated transcription. The transcript is spliced from 3 exons. The coding region runs from base 1 to 2142 and encodes 713 amino acids. NCBI's taxonomy places the organism in Eukaryota, Fungi, Ascomycota, Dothideomycetes, Mycosphaerellales, Teratosphaeriaceae. Gene Ontology annotation, molecular function: DNA binding; zinc ion binding; DNA-binding transcription factor activity, RNA polymerase II-specific. The record is from RefSeq and is a predicted model, not a curated record.